CUAAUGAUUCUAACAUGGACUUGUGUUGGCUCCUCUUAUCAAAAUUAAAAUGUUGGCAGCAUGAAUUCUAGGACAGAAAUGCCCUAAUUCAUCACUUUUUUAUACUGAGGACUAGCAUAUGGAAAGCAAAUCAAUAGCAGAGUGUGAAGAGUUCAGAUAGGAGAGCCUGCCUCAUCAGAGGCUGUCAGAUGGCAUGAAUGUCCUGUUCAUAGUUGUGGAUGAUCUGCGUCCUGUUUUAGGCUGUUACGGAGAUAAGCUGGUGAAAUCUCCCAACAUUGAUCAGCUUGCUUCUCACAGUGUUGUGUUCAGCAAUGCGUACGCACAGCAAGCCGUGUGUGCUCCCAGUAGAGUGUCGUUUCUUACUGGACGCAGACCUGACAGUACCCGACUGUAUGAUUUCUACUCCUACUGGAGAGUGCAUGCAGGAAACUAUUCCACGAUGCCACAGUAUUUCAAGGAAAACGGCUAUGUGACCCUGUCUGUGGGGAAAGUUUUUCAUCCUGGGGUAUCAUCCAAUUACAGUGAUGAUUAUCCACACAGUUGGUCGGUUCCACCAUUUCAUCCUUCAACUGAAAAGUAUGAAAAUGAUAAGACAUGUAGGGGAAAAGAUGGAAGACUUUAUGCUAACUUAGUGUGCCCAGUGGAUGUGACAGAAAUGCCCGGUGGUACUCUGCCUGAUAUUCAGAGCACUGAAGAGGCCAUACGCUUAAUGAAUGUUAUGAAAACCAGCAAGCAAAAAUUCUUCCUGGCUGUCGGUUACCACAAACCACACAUCCCACUGAGGUACCCGCAGGAAUUUCUCAAGUUGUACCCGUUGGAAAACAUCACGUUAGCCCCAGAUCCCUGGGUGCCUGAGAAACUGCCUUCUGUGGCGUACAACCCCUGGAUGGAUAUCAGACAGAGGGAUGAUGUGAAAGCAUUAAAUGUUAGUUUCCCUUAUGGACCACUUCCAUAUGACUUCCAGCGGCAGAUUCGUCAGAGCUAUUAUGCAGCAGUUUCUUACCUGGACACGCAAGUUGGCCAGCUCCUGAAUGCUUUGGAUGAUGUAGGGCUCUCAAAUAGCACAAUAGUGGUUUUUACUGCUGAUCAUGGAUGGUCCCUGGGAGAGCAUGGUGAAUGGGCAAAAUACAGCAAUUUUGAUGUUGCUACCCGUGUACCGCUGAUGUUUUAUGUACCAGGAAUGACAACGUCCCCUGUUAUUCCAGGGGAGAGGGUGUUCCCCUACCGUGACCCUUUUAGCCAUAUUUCAGACUUCAUGCCACAAGGGCAAAGCAAAAAAGUGGUUGAGCUUGUGUCCCUGUUUUCAACACUUGCUGAACUGGCUGGCCUGCAAGUUCCUCCUGUGUGCCCUGAGCCUUCAUUUCAUGUUGUACUGUGCACUGAGGGGUCAAGCAUUGUCCGGUAUUUUAAUGUUUCUGAAGAGAAGGAUGGGUGUGAUGACACUUUCAGAUGUUUUAAUGAAGAAACUGUUGCUUUCAGCCAGUAUCCCCGGCCUGCAGACACUCCUCAGUGGAACUCUGACAAGCCAAAGCUGAAAGACAUCAGAAUCAUGGGCUAUUCCAUGCGUACAAUUGACUACAGAUAUACUGUGUGGGUUCAGUUUAAUCCUAACAACUUCAGUGCUAACUUUGAGGAUGUGCAUGCAGGAGAGCUGUACAUGGUGGAGACUGAUCCAAACCAGGAUUAUAACAUCUAUAACAAUACGUUACAUGUUUGGUUUUAUAAGAAAAUCCUUGGCUUCCUGAAGCACUAGUUCAGAAACUCCUUGCAGCUGAAGUUUUUUUUGCAUAAAACCUUUCUGUUGUACAGGAAACACCUGGAUUGAAUUAAAAUCCUGAAAACACCA
This is a messenger RNA of Melopsittacus undulatus (budgerigar), 1846 nucleotides long. It is a transcript of the gene IDS, whose product is annotated as iduronate 2-sulfatase. Lineage: Eukaryota; Metazoa; Chordata; Aves; Psittaciformes; Psittaculidae. The record is from RefSeq and is a predicted model, not a curated record. The coding region runs from base 194 to 1753 and encodes 519 amino acids. Gene Ontology annotation, molecular function: iduronate-2-sulfatase activity. The transcript has 10 exons. Gene Ontology annotation, cellular component: cytoplasm.